AUGGAAACAGAUUACUUCCAGCCUGUCCUUGGUGCCGCUAUUAAUCCCAACGUCCGCUGCCUAGUUGGCCUCUAUGGCUCUCAACGAGAUGAUGGACUCGACGACGCAUUCAGUGCUAUUCUUGAGGAUGAUACGGCUGAUGAACCGGACCUCCUCAGCUAUGUUUUAAAUGUGGACGACACUGAUCGUGUCCGGUUUCUCAUCGGUUCCCAAUCUCUACGACCCAACGGCAGUCAGAUUACCCUGGUGACCUUGUUUGAGCCGGAUGACUCGCGACCGGUUCAUUUGGUCAAACAAACUUUCUCUCACCCCGAUGGGGAAGUAAUCGGGCUCACUGCCAUUGCUGCGCAACCCAAUUGGUUCGUGUCGACCUAUUCUACCUACUCUACCGAGCGUCCGGAACUCCGAACUGGUGCACGUAUCUGGCGCUUGCCCGGACUUACUGACGACGGGAAUCCAUCCGACCACGAGACAUUCGUUGAGCUAACCGAGUCCCCAUCCAACGGCUUAGAAUAUGUGACGACGUUACCUCUUGACAAAUAUUCCGGAAUUCGAAAAAUCGUGGCGCAUCCAUCCGGGAAAUGUGCAGAUCUGGCUUGCAUUGUGGGCCCACCCACGGACUCCAUUGAGUGA
Messenger RNA from Dicrocoelium dendriticum, 633 nucleotides. The record is from the annotation of a GenBank genome assembly. NCBI's taxonomy places the organism in Eukaryota, Metazoa, Platyhelminthes, Trematoda, Plagiorchiida, Dicrocoeliidae.